AUUGGGGUCCUUUUGAUGAUAGGCUAGCUGCUGAAACGACAUUACCAAUUAUUUUGUCUUUUACAGAACUGUGGUUGGUGUCCAAAGAAAAAACAAAUAUAUCGUUAAGUGUGUUUGAUGAAUGUUGAUAAAGACAGGAGCGUCGUUCGGUCUGGUCGUUUUCGUUCUACCUGGCCCAGCAAUUUUGGGUUUUUAACGCCGAAGGGUGUGUUUUCGGUCGUUACGUUAGCGCUAGCAGAGCAAAACAGCUAGUCCACCAACCCACGUAAUUCUGAUAUUUAGCUGUAUUAAAUAAAAGUACACUUUAUCCUGCACACGUUAACAGGGAGGCGUUGAUGAGCAACAAUGUCUGGCAUUGCUCUUAGUAGACUGUCACAGGAGCGCAAAGCCUGGAGAAAAGACCAUCCAUUUGGUUUUGUUGCCGUGCCCACUAAGAAUCCUGAUGGGACCAUGAAUCUGAUGAACUGGGAAUGUGCCAUUCCAGGAAAGAAAGGAACCUUAUGGGAGGGAGGACUCUACAAACUCAGAAUGCUGUUUAAAGAUGACUACCCUUCCUCACCACCCAAAUGCAAGUUCGAGCCCCCAAUAUUCCACCCAAAUGUCUACCCAUCAGGCACUGUGUGUCUGUCCAUCCUGGAGGAGGACAAGGACUGGAGGCCUGCCAUCACCAUCAAACAGAUCCUGUUGGGUAUCCAGGAGCUACUGAAUGAGCCCAACAUUCAAGACCCAGCACAAGCAGAGGCUUACACAAUUUACUGUCAGAACAGGAUGGACUAUGAGAAGCGGGUAAGGGCACAGGCCAAGAAGUUUGCCCCGACAUAGAGAGGAGUGCAGGCCUCGAUCCUGCCAGAGCAACCUGAACUGAUCAUCACAAACAGGAGGCAGGCAGCAACUGAAGGACCACUCCAACAACAAUCCACUUCUGAGUAUUAUUAGACUCUUUCACCCAUUACACUCUUUCUUUUAUUCUUUCUUUGUUUUUUUUCUCGCCAAAAGAUCACACUUUUACCCAUCUUCAAUAAAUAUUUAUGCAUUUUUAUGGCAUAGCUGAUGGUCCUAGAGCUCAGCUGCCCACAACCACCUUUGCUGUUUGUUUCUUACUCUUGUAAAAUCCAUACCCAGUUUUUGUCACGAGUGCUGCAAAGUGCUCUGGUGCCUCCAUUAACCCUGUAAAGUCAUGCCAAUGUAAGGACGGAGCUGUAGAAACAUGAUUCCUCUCAGUGUAACGUGGAGUCAGCUGUGCCCGAGGAGUGUUUGCCUAUUUGUAAUUUUACAGUUUUUAUCAAAGCGUCAAAUCCAGAAAUGUUGUAGAUAGUGUUUCAUAAAUAUGGGUAUUAACUGGGACAAAGCUGUCAGAAAUACAAUGGAAGUUCAGUUCUUUUUGUGCUACUGUACUAUAAAUUUCAUUCCCACCACAUCGAAUGUCAACCGGAGAAAUCGAACAUGUGAGAUUGAACUGAAAGACAAUCCUCUCAUUUGUGUGUUUCAAGCUAAACCGUAGCAGUCGUGCUGUUGACAGGAUGUUGUGCUCUGUCCAUCUCCACCAUGCAAGGGUGUGAAAAACGGGUCGGGUGGGGUCAGCGCUUCGCUUCCUUCGGUGAACUCCACUCGUCUUACUGCAGUUUAAACGAAAGACGAUUAGUUCUUGUCGAGUGUUAAGAUUCUUUUUGUGAAUCUGACGGGGAGUGAAACUUAGCUGUGCAGUGAUGAGCUCGAGUCACAUUCAGCACCAGUCUGUCAUCAGCUUCUCAACGGACAACAGAGAUUACUGUACGACACGGAGCAUAGAGGAGUUUAUUUAAACUGUUGAUGUGUCUGUUUUUUGUUUUAUUUUUUUUUGUCGCUAUUCAUUUAUUUCAUCCCACAAUGCUUACAAAGUUAAUGUCAACCUUUUUAAAAAAAUCCAUAAACUGGCAAAUCCACACGUCCAUUUGGCUGAACAAUCUUCAUUGGAUUGGCCUCUCAAAAUGAAGGCAAUUAAAAGUGCACUUGAGAGUAAGCAAAGGCCUCAGAAUUUUGUUUUGCCUCUAAAUAUAUGAGUGCAUGUACAUAUUAUAAAUAUAAAAAAAAAAAUGUGGAAGUUAUGUUUUAUAUUGUUUUAGCCAGUUGACAUUAGUGUGUGGUAUUAUAACAAAGAACACAAUAAAUGGCAUAUAAUUGUGAAAUAAAAUUGAAUAAAAUAAUUAAAAACA
This is a messenger RNA of Solea solea (common sole), 2192 nucleotides long. Its product is annotated as SUMO-conjugating enzyme UBC9-like. NCBI's taxonomy places the organism in Eukaryota, Metazoa, Chordata, Actinopteri, Pleuronectiformes, Soleidae. Gene Ontology annotation, cellular component: nucleus. The coding region runs from base 346 to 822 and encodes 158 amino acids. Gene Ontology annotation, biological process: protein sumoylation. The record is from RefSeq and is a predicted model, not a curated record. The transcript is spliced from 8 exons. Gene Ontology annotation, molecular function: SUMO conjugating enzyme activity.